This is a messenger RNA of Prunus armeniaca (apricot), 876 nucleotides long. NCBI's taxonomy places the organism in Eukaryota, Viridiplantae, Streptophyta, Magnoliopsida, Rosales, Rosaceae. The record is from the annotation of a GenBank genome assembly.
AUGGAUAUAAGGCUGUUUGAGGCUUUUCGAACAGGAGAUAUCCAACUUUUGUACCAACUUCUGGCGAAGAAUCCACUUCUGCUCCAUACUCUUGCGCUAGCUUCUUCAGAGAAUCCCUUACAUGAGGCUUCCAUUGCUGGCCAUGUUGACUUUGUCAAGGAGAUUGUGAGGUUCAAACCAGAUUUUGCUAAAGAAAUUAACAAUGAUGGGUUUAGCCCCAUGCAUAUUGCAUUUGCAUCUGCCAAUGGGUAUUUGGAGAUUGUAAGGGAGCUGCUGAAAGUUGACCCCCGACUCUAUCAGCUAAAGGGAAGGGAUGAAUGGACUCCUCUUCAUUAUGCUGCUAGCAGAGGGAGGGUAGAUGUUGUUGUUGAAAUGGUUUUAACUUGCCCAGAAAGCGUUGAAGAUGUAACCAUACAAGGGGAGACUAGUUUGCACCUUGCUGUUAAGCGCAGCCAGUUUGAAGCAAUUAAAGCCUUGGUGGAGUUGGUCAGAGAAAUGAACAAGGUGAACAUCCUGAAUAUUAAGGAUAAUAAUGGCAAUUCAGUUCUUCAUCUAGCAGGCUGGAAAACAAGAAAACACCAGGUGGUGGAAUGGUUAGUUGGCAUUAAUGGAAUUACUCCAGAGACCCCUCAAUUGCAGCAGCCAAAUAACUUGAUGGAAUACUUCAAGUUCAAAAAGGGCAGUGACUCUACCAGCAAUGCAUGCAUCGCAUUGCUAGUUGUAGCAGUACUGUGGGAGCUUCAAAUCUGCAUUAUUGCAAUGUACUGCAAUUACACAACUGCAAUGACCAUCAUUGCACCAGAUAACACAAAGGCCGUCCUCAUUGUGUUUGUGUUUACAUCAGUUUUGCCUGGUUUUGUAUCAGAGAACCUCUAG